GUUUGAAUUGAGAUCUUCGCAUAGUCUCCAGACUCGACCAGCUGAAAUUGCGUUGUAAUACAUUGAGCUUCUGAGACGGAGCUGUUGUUGGAAUGUGCUUGAGUAGAUCAUUUUGUUGUUUACGUUGAAUAUCCAGAGACUAUCGGAUCUAUAUCUAUACAUGUUGUAUUAAAUACGUUUCGGGAAUUGUGUCAUUUGGAGAAUCAUGGACCGGGAGUGGAGAAGCGAUUGGGUUUUAAAUCUCGUCAGCGACUAUUCUUCUCUCAGUCUCACCUCUUGUCCGAGAGCUUUUGACUGAGCCUAACCAGCCUAUAUAGGCUGGAGCGGGUUUUUAUUCGUUUCUGCAUCAAGUCAAGCUCUUUUCCACUCGUUCGGUGAAUAGUUAACUAACGCGAAAUUAUUUGUAUUCAAAUAGCCGAGGAUUUGUAUUCAAAGAGCCCGAGGUUUUCUUUCAACUCUUAAGUUCAGGAGCUGUCCAGCUUGACCGUCAGACUGACCAGUUACUCAGUUGUCCAGAAAAAUGGAGUCUGUUAUUGAGAAGGAAUGCAGUGCACUGGGGGGACUUUUCCAGAGUGUGAUAGGCGACAUGAAAAACAGCUACCCCAUCUGGGAAGACUUUAUCAGCAAGGCUGGGAAACUACAAUCUCAACUCAGGGCGACCGUGGUUGCAGCUGCAGCGUUCCUGGAUGCCUUUCAGAAAGUGGCUGACCUGGCCACCAACACACGAGGAGGCACCAGGGACAUUGGUUCAGCUCUAACCAGGAUGUGUAUGAGACACAGAAGCAUCGAGGCCAAGCUCAGAGACUUUUCAAUGGCUUUCAUGGACUGCAUGAUCAACCCUCUACAGGAUCAGAUGGAGGAGUGGAGGAGAGGAACCAACACUCUGGAUAAGGACCAUGCUAAAGAGUACAAGAGAGUUCGGAGUGAGAUCAAGAAGAAGUCUUUAGACACUCUGAAGCUACAGAAGAAGGCAAAGAAAGCUGAUGCCCUGGGGCGAGGAGACGUCCAGCCCCAGCUGAACAGUGCCAUGCAGGACGUCAGUGAUAAGUACCUGCUGCUGGAGGAGACGGAGAAACAGGCCGUCAGGAAGGCCCUCGUCGAGGAGAGGAGCAGGUUGUGCACCUUCGUCUUCAUGCUACGACCUGUCGUGGAUGAGGAGAUCUCCAUGCUAGGAGAGGUCACCCACCUCCAGACCAUAUCUGACGACCUCAAGAUGCUGACCAUGGACCCUCACAAGCUGCCCCCCGCCAGCGAACAGGUGAUUCUGGAUCUGAAAGGCUCUGACUAUAACUGGUCCUAUCAGACUCCUCCCUCCUCCCCCAGCACCACUAGGUCCAGGAAGUCCAGUAUGUGCAGCAGUCUGAACAGCGUAAACAGUAGUGACUCUCGCUCCAGCGGCACAUCCCACUCUCACUCCCCUUCCUCCUCCUCCUGCUCCUCCCACUACGGCUACCGUAGCUCCACCCUGCCCCAGCAGGCCGCGGCACGACUGUCCUCCAUGUCCUCCCAUGACUCAGGAUUCAUCUCCCAGCCAGACACCUACACUUCCAAGUCACCAUCACCCAUGCCCGAGGAAACACUACCGCAGCCUUGCUCCAGCUCUGGCUCGUCUGAGGCCUCUGACACCUGCCAGUCAGUCAGUGAGUGCAGCUCUCCCACCUCAGGAGGGCCUCUGGCUGCAGUUGACAAGUUGUCUAACGGGUAUGACCACUACGGGGAUCACCAUCAUUCAGACUCUUCAUACCUGAUGGGAGGGGGCUCAGGCCUGGGGGGGUCCUACCUGAUGGGAGGGGGCUCAGGCCUGGUGGGUUCCUACCCCCUCUUCCCUCCCUCCUCCCAUUCCACCUCCAUCACCUCCUCCUCCUCCUCCUGUCCGUCCCAGUCGUGGUCCAGGCCGGGCUCGGCCCUGCUACCUGACUACCCUCAUUACUGCACCCUGGGGCCUAACAUGGUCCCCACCUCUAAAGUCCCCAGCUGGAAGGACUGGGCUAAACCAGGACCCUAUGACCAGCCCAUGGUGAACACCCUUAGAAGGAGGAAGGACAAGGAUCCUGUACCAGCAGACACCAGCUAUGCCCCACUACCACUGCCUGCUGGUGUCAUCCCAGCACCUGGGGGCAGGAGUCUACCACUGCCUGCUGGUGUCAUCCCAGCACCUGGGGGCAGGAGUCUACCACUGCCUGCUGGAGUCAUCCCAGCACCAGGGAGCAGGAGUCAAGCAUUACCUCCACCACCCAAGGUGUGUGAGAUGGAGGCCCAUGAGGAGCUGGCUCUGGCCCUGUCCAGAGGUCUACAGCUGGACUCACACACACAGCGUUCCAGUAGGGACUCUCUACACUGUUCUAGUGGCUACAGUACCCAGAGUACCACCCCGUGCUGUUCAGAGGACACCAUACCUUCACAAGUGUCAGACUAUGACUAUUUCUCCAUGGGAGGGGACCAGGAGGUUGACCAGCAGGAGUUUGACAAGUCAUCCACCAUCCCCCGUAACAGUGACAUCAGCCAGUCCUACCGUAGGAUGUUCCAGUCCAAGAGACCAGCCUCCACCGCCGGCCUACCUUCUACGGCUGGCUCCGUCAUCAUGACCCCAGGGGUCGCCACCAUCCGCCGCACGCCCUCCACCAAGCCCUCGGCUCGCCGCGGGACCACCGGCCCCAUCCCCAUCCGGACCCCCGUCAUCCCAGUCAAGAUCCCCACCGUGCCUGGCCUAGUUGGGGGAGGAUUCCCUGGGGGGCUGGGGAUUCCUGGAGGACCAGGAGUAGGGCUGGAGGAACCAGAGGAGGCCCAGAGCCCUGAGUCUCCAGCCCAGGGAGAGGAGGGGGAGCUGGGUGUACUUCCCCUGGCGUUCUGGAGUGGUCAAGCAACCACAAACCCUCCCUUGGCCCCCCACCAGCCUAGGGUCCAGUGUCAGGGCGAGGGGGGGUCCCUGGAGGAGGGGGAGGUUCUGGAUGGUCAGGGGGGAAACAUGCUGCUGGUUAUCCAGAGAGGGGUCAAGCUGAAGAGGACCAAUACCAACGAUCGCUCAGCACCGCGCAUCGUAUAAGAGGAGAGCCACCGUGGCACCAUGCAGCAUCAGAGGAGGGUAUCCUACCUAGCUGUACCUAGCUAGCCUACCACCUGCCCAUUGACAGGACAGACAGGACACAGCUCAUGUCCACUGCGCUAAGGGGGGUCUCCUGUAUACUACUUACCGUCCAGCGGCCUCACUGACAGACAGGACACAGCUCAUGUCCACUGUGCAAAGGGGGGAUCUCCUGUAUACUACUUACUGUCCAGCGGCCUCACUGACAGACGGGACAGAACAGAACUCAGCUCAUGUCCAUUCCAUGUGAUGCUGUGUGUGGUGACAGACAGAGCUCUGCUCGUCGUCUCAGACGGUGCAGAAGGUGGUCUCUUGGACAGACAGUGGAGCAGCUCAGAGUUGUGUUAAUUAUGUUCUCUCUUAGUUCUGAAUGUGUAAAUAAUUAUGCAUGGUAUUUUCUCUUUGUUGCUUCCUGGGGCCCAGUUCUGUUGACUCUAGUCCUCCCACCCCCAUUCCUCCCCUCCUCAGUUCUGUUGACUCUAGUCCUCCCCACCUCAGUUCUGUUGACUCUAGUCCUCCCUCCUCAGUUCUGUUGACUCUAGUCCUCCCCUCCUCAGUUCUGUUGACUCUAGUCCUCACCUCUUCAGUUCUGUUGACUCUAGUCCUCCCACCCUCAUUCCUCCCCUCCUCAGUUCUGUUGACUCUAGUCCUCCCCACCUCAGUUCUGUUGACUCUAGUCCUCCCACCUCAGUUCUGUUGACUCUAGUCCUCCCACCUCAGUUCUGUUGACUCUAGUCCUCACCUCUUCAGUUCUGUUGACUCUAGUCCUCCCACCUCAGUUCUGUUGACUCUAGUCCUCCCACCCCCAUUCCUCCCCACCUCAGUUCUGUUGACUCUAGUCCUCCCACCCUCAUUCCUCCCCACCUCAGUUCUGUUGACUCUAGUCCUCCCACCUCAGUUCUGUUGACUCUAGUCCUCCCACCCUCAUUCCUCCCCUCCUCAGUUCUGUUGACUCUAGUCCUCCCCACCUCAGUUCUGUUGACUCUAGUCCUCCCACCCCCAUUCCUCCCCACCUCAGUUCUGUUGACUCUAGUCCUCCCACCCUCAUUCCUCCCCACCUCAGUUCUGUUGACUCUAGUCCUCCCACCUCAGUUCUGUUGACUCUAGUCCUCCCACCCUCAUUCCUCCCCUCCUCAGUUCUGUUGACUCUAGUCCUCCCACCUCAGUUCUGUUGACUCUAGUCCUCCCCUCUUCAGUUCUGUUGACUCUAGUCCUCCCACCUCAGUUCUGUUGACUCUAGUCUUCCCCACCUCAGUUCUGUUGACUCUAGUCCUCCCCUCCUCAGUUCUGUUGACUCUAGUCCUCCCCUCCUCAGUUCUGUUGACUCUAGUCCUCCCCUCCUCAGUUCUGUUGACUCUAGUCCUCCCCUCUUCAGUUCUGUUGACUCUAGUCCUCCCACCCUCAUUCCUCCCCUCUUCAGUUCUGUUGACUCUAGUCCUCCCCACCUAAGUUCUGUUGACUCUAGUCCUCCCACCUCAGUUCUGUUGACUCUAGUCCUCCCACCUCAGUUCUGUUGACUCUAGUCCUCCCACCUCAGUUCUGUUGACUCUAGUCCUCCCCUCUUCAGUUCUGUUGACUCUAGUCCUCCCACCCUCAUUCCUCCCCUCCUCAGUUCUGUUGACUCUAGUCUUCCCCACCUCAGUUCUGUUGACUCUAGUCCUCCCACCCUCAUUCCUCCCCUCCUCAGUUCUGUUGACUCUAGUCCUCCCACCCUCAUUCCUCCCCUCCUCAGUUCUGUUGGCUCUAGUCCUCCCACCCUCAUUCCUCCCCUCCUCCUCAGUUCCAAGAUGCCAAAUUAUUUGAAGCUAUUGAAAGAAGUGUUUUAGAUUUAUUGUGAAGAUUGUGGCAUCUUAGUGACACAACUAUCAGGGGCCCCAAGCUGUUUGGUACGUAAACCGAUUUCAUGUUUCAACUUCAUAUUUUCAGAUCUACAAUCCACAAUAGCUGUUGUAGGAGGUUUUAUGUUAUGCUCAGUAUUUCAACUGUUUUUAAUAGCAUGUGUUUUGCCAGUUAAUCAGUCAUCUCUUGGUAACAACUUACUUUCACAUUACGCUGUACAUUUCCACGUUUCAAAUGUGUGUCAUGAGGGACCUGAUGAACCUGUCAUUAUUCACCAAUACAGACAAUAACACUAAUGUCACGGGAUUCUUCUGUUGAAGGAGAGGCGGACCAAAACGCAA
Oncorhynchus mykiss (rainbow trout) is the source of this 5262-nucleotide messenger RNA. The record is from RefSeq and is a predicted model, not a curated record. NCBI's taxonomy places the organism in Eukaryota, Metazoa, Chordata, Actinopteri, Salmoniformes, Salmonidae.